Cyanistes caeruleus (blue tit) is the source of this 3571-nucleotide messenger RNA. NCBI's taxonomy places the organism in Eukaryota, Metazoa, Chordata, Aves, Passeriformes, Paridae. The record is from RefSeq and is a predicted model, not a curated record.
GCACAGCAGCACCCAGGCAGACACAUCUGGCACCUCGUACACCUCCAACACAGUAAGUCUGAGUUCAACAUUACUGACCACUGAGGGGAGAGGGGCUGAGAAAUGGGGUGGCCCUUGCUAGGGGUUUCCCUUUCAGAGUUUCCUUGAAAUGGGACAAACACCUCCAAAACCAUAUCAACAUUUCUGCUGCUGGGGACAGAGACCUGGAGCACUGAUGUGCAGUGCAGGGAACCAGUAAAGCUUUCCCAGCCCUUUCUGCUUCCCAUGCCAGAUUUGUCUGGAGCUUAAACUUAGCUCAUGUAUUGUAGCAGGACAGAUGGAGUGGGCCAAGGUGGGGAAGGGAUUUUUUGCAGACAAGCUGCAGUGCUGGGGUGGGUGGGAAACUAGGGCACUGCUUUCCAGGAGACUCCAGUACUGGAGGCACUGGCUCAGCCCCAGCUGGCAGCAGGACUCAGGCAACCCACAUGUUUCCAGAGGUUUCCACUAAAGGGGAAACACCUUUGGUGCUGAAUGCUCUGAGCCCUGCAGUGGGACCAGCUAUCCAGAGGGGGCUUAAGCUGGUGGCUGGUCCACAGUGCAGCCAACCAUCCCCCUCUCCACCUCCACCACUGCUCUGCUCCCAGCAGUUCUGCUGGUUAAACCACUGAGAUCUGAGGCAGGCAGAUGGGCACCCUGGCAGGGUGAGCAUCCCACAGCUGGGGGCCCAUGUGCCUGCAAGCUGAGCCCCACCAGUGGCAGCCUCAAGUGCUGCACUGUCCUCCCUGUUCUCCCUGCCCUCCCUCUCCUCUGUGCCCACACAGUGGGGCAUUAGCCAUCUGUGACAUCCUAAGUAUAAAAUAUGAGUGUUUGGGGCACUGAGGCUAUGAGCUCCCAGCCUGCUGGAGCUCCUGAUGCCCUUAGGGACUGGGAAGUCCACCCUGACCUGGGAAGGGCACCUCGAAACUGGGAAUUGCCUUGCCAUUGUCACAGGAGAAUACUAGAGUGAGUGGACACUUCUUGGGCAGGACUCUGCCAAACUCAGCCCUCAUCAGCAUUUUGGACUUCAGAGUCAGUCACCCCAUUUUGCAGCUAAGGCCUCACCAUGGGGCUAUUCAGGUGGGACUAGGAUGUUCCUUCUUGUUUGGUGCACAGCAGUGGCAAGGCUAACUGCAUAUCAGGUUUGACCUGUUCUGGGCAAAGCAAGAACUGGGGACUGAGACUGUGGCUGUGUGUCCGGUGAGUAACCUAAGGCACAGAGCAAGCAAGGACUGCCUAUAGCGGGGCCAGCCAGAUGGGUCAGAGGGGCACAGUUGGCUACUUCCCAUCAGCUCGGCACCCUCAGCAGCAUCUGUGCUCCCCCAAAGGUCACCAGGGACUGCAGGAGCAUGAACAAAGGCCACCCUGGGGUGACACCGUGUGCAUGGGGAACUCUGUGGCACAGGGAAGCAGAGGGUCCUGGGGUGAUGCUGAGGCCCAGGCUUCAUGAAGAAGCCCUUUCUCUGGCCCCUCUGGCCACAGUACCUCCCUAUCACCCCUCGUCCCUGGCAAGUCAAGCUGAUGGCCCGCAGUGGCCUCUCCUCUCUCACAGGUGUCAGCUCUGUCACCCAGUGAGGUGACAGCCAACCCACCAGCAUGCCCUGGGCAUUGCCACUGCGAUGGUCACCAUGGGGCCGGCCUGGUGUGAAGGCCUUGAUCACUGCCGGGGUGUUUGUAACCACCCUCUGGAACCUGAGGUUCUUCCUCAACCCCUCCAAAGGCUGUGGAGAAGAGCCUAAACAGAGGGAGCCAUUGGUGAUUCUGGUGUGGGAAUGGCCCUCCAAGCAGGUCCCCAGUGUCAGCAGAGAUGUGUGCCAUGAGCUGUACAGCAUCACAGGCUGCCAGCUCACUACAGAGCGGCAGCUCCUGCACCAGGCCAAUGUGGUGGUGUUCCCCCACUCCAGGCUCCAGCCUGGCCAGGACAAACUGCCCAAGGAGAGGCUGCCGGGGCAGAACUGGGUGUGGGUCUCCCUGGAGUCCCCCUCCAACACUAGAGCUCUAGCAGCAUGGAACCAGACCUUCAACUGGGUGAUGACCUAUAGACAGGAUUCGGACAUCUUCAUCCCCUAUGGCAAGCUUGUACCCAACCAGUCAGCCACCGUGAACAUCCCCGCAAAGACCAACUUGGUGUCCUGGGUUAUCAGCAACUACCACAGGACUCAGAAAAGAGCUGAAGUCUACAAAAACCUCUCCAGGUACCUCCAUGUGAAUAUAUACGGGAAAGCAAACAACAAGCCCCUCUGCAAGGACUGCCUCUUGCCAACAAUAUCCAAGUCCAAAUUCUACCUGGCCUUUGAGAACUCCAUCCACCGAGACUACAUCACAGAGAAACUCUGGAGGAACUCACUGCUGGCUGGCACUGUGCCUGUGGUGCUGGGGCCACCCAGGGCCAACUAUGAGCAGUUUAUUCCUGCAGACUCCUUCAUCCAUGUCAAUGACUUUGGCUCCCUAAAGGAGCUGGCCACCUUCCUGAAGACAGUGAACUCCAGCCGCUACCGGCAGUUCUUUGCCUGGCAGAGGAGGUUCAGUGUGAAGCUCUACACUGACUGGAGGGAGCGGAUCUGUGCCAUCUGUACAGCCUACCCCCGCCUUCCCCAUGGCCACCUCUAUCCUGACCUGCAGAGCUGGUUCAACUCCUAGUGCAUACCGGGACCCUUGGGAUGAAUGCAGGCAGGGGUGCACACAUGAUGUGGAGCAAAAACAGGAGCACCCCACUCUCCUCCCGGCCCAGCUGUUGCCACACUGCAACUUCAAGCAACUCCCCAUGACUUCAUUUUUUGUGAAACAGGACUUAUCACCCCGACCCAACACUGAACACCUUGCCAGGGUGCUGGCAGGACCAGAGGGUACUUUGGAAAUAAGUGGCACAGUGCUGCUGAGGCUGUGCAUGUGGUGUGGGCAGGACAGCAGGGUGGUGGUGAUGGCUCAGGGCUCCCUGACCUCCCCUGUGAUCCUCAAUGUCCCCUCAGCACCUUCUGCUGGGUGCCAAAGUCCUGGCAGCAGAGGCCCUGUGGUGACAUUUUGUGGCUGGGCUGGAGUGGCAGGGGUCAGCCCAGGGGGGUCCAUUACUCCAUGGCUAGGGAGGAAGGACAGCAUCUGCUCCCCUUCUUCCUUGCAGUACCCAUUUCCUGUCCCCAAACCCUGAGCCAUGGGUGUCGCUGUGCCAGUGAGGAGGCACAGGACAGCAGAUGCUCUCAGAGCAGCCUGUGCUGCCAGGCAGGCAGAGGGAUACUGUGGUUUGUCACUCCCUCCCUGCUGUGACAGGAAGCCAGUGAGCUGACAGCCUCUGAAGGCUUGCACCAUCCUCGAGUAAAGCCAGUCCCGUGGGGAACUUGCACAUGUACACAUUGCACUGGGGAAACCCUGCAGCAUGGGCGCCCUGCACCAUGGACAUCCCAAGAGGAAGUACCCAUCUAGGAUCAUGAAAUUGGGGUGAAAAUCGGGGUUGAGUGACGUGACCAGGGGUAAGAAAUGACUGCUCCAUCUGUGCCUUGCUCUUUGCCCCUCUACUCAGUGCCAUCAACUCCCUUGAUAUAAACAACUCUUUUUGUCACAA